Molecule: messenger RNA, 1066 nt
Organism: Paramuricea clavata
Lineage: Eukaryota; Metazoa; Cnidaria; Anthozoa; Malacalcyonacea; Plexauridae
Source: the annotation of a GenBank genome assembly
AUGCGACCGACCAAAUCUUUUCAAGAACCAGAUGAGGAGGUUAGUGAUAUAUUAUUGCAUUUCUUUGCCUUUUUUUAGUUUCUUGGGAUAUUAUUUUUGUCUAUGAUUUCCAAGUUUGAGUAGAUAUGCAGCCUAUUUUGUGAAUGAUAUGCAGUAUGUACUGGGUUCACAACUCACAAAAAGAACAAAUGCUGAGUGAAUGUUACAAAUGCUUCAGUGAAUGUUACAAAUGCUGAAUGAAUGUUACAAAUCUUUAUGCAGCUGAACUGAGUAAUAUUUUGUUGUUUUAGCUGAAUCCAGAUAUUAUUGGAGAUAGUUCAGAUUCAGAAAAUGAAAAUAGCCUUGCUCAAACUUCAAGUGCUCAGGAAAAAAGUGAUCAACAUUGUGGGCGAAGGCCGGGCAGAGGAAGAGGGCAUGGCAGUGGACAUAAACGGGGACGAGGGAAAAGUGGGCGAGGAAAGGUAAGACAAAAAAAUAAAUCAACAAAGAGAAAAAAAAGGGGGAAAGGGAUGGUGAUACUAAUUGGAAAGAUGGUGCUGGUGUUUAUAACAAUCCAAACAUUGCAACACCAUUUCAUGAAAUACCAGGUCCUUGCAGAUUGGCAACUGGUCAAAAGUCUCCACUUGAUUUCCUGAAAUUGUUUUUCACUGUGCAGAUGUUUGAAGUGAUAAUGACCGAGACAAAUUUAUAUCGAGAACAGUGUCAAAAUGCAAAACCAUCACCAGCUCUUUGGACAGAUGUGACGGUUGAAGAAAUCAUGGCAUUUAUGGGAGUCGUUAUUGCAAUGGGAAUGACACAUCUCCCUGAGGUAUUCGAUUAUUGGAGAACAGAACCUAUUUUGUCCAUGCCAUGGUAUUCUAGCAUUUUUUCAAGAACCAGGUUUCUACUGAUAAGUAGAUACUUGCAUCUUGCAGAUAAUACAAUGCAACCUGAAAGGGUACAUCCCAGUUACAAGCUAUUCAAGUUGGGUCGUAUUCCUGAAAUGUUAUGUCAAACAUUCAAAUCUUUGUAUGUCCCUACAAGAAACCUCAGUAUCGAUGAGCAAAUGAUUGGAACCAAGUGCCGG